Messenger RNA from Equus quagga, 4409 nucleotides. It is a transcript of the gene LMNB2, whose product is annotated as lamin B2. The record is from RefSeq and is a predicted model, not a curated record. Bases 1 to 1770 code for a protein of 589 amino acids. Lineage: Eukaryota; Metazoa; Chordata; Mammalia; Perissodactyla; Equidae. The transcript has 13 exons.
AUGUCCCGGGCGCCUCGAGGCGCGGCGGCGCCACCUGGUGGCCGCGAGCUGCGCGAGCUCAACGACCGCCUGGCGCACUACAUCGACCGCGUCCGCGCGCUCGAGCUCGAGAACGACCGGCUGCUGCUCAAGAUCUCCGAGAAGGAGGAGGUGACCACGCGCGAGGUGAGCGGCAUCAAGACACUGUACGAGUCGGAGCUGGCCGACGCACGCAGGGUGCUGGACGAGACGGCCCGCGAGCGCGCCCAGCUGCAGAUCGAGAUCGGCAAACUGCACACUGAGCUGGAAGAAACCAGCAAAAGCUCCAAGAAGCGAGAGGGUGAGCUCACAGUGGCCCAGGGCCGCGUCAAGGACCUGGAGUCCCUGUUCCAUCGGAGCGAGGCAGAGCUGGCCGCUGCCCUCAGCGACAAGCGCAGUCUCGAGAGCGACGUGGCGGAGCUUCGGGCCCAGCUGGCCAAGGCAGAGGACGGUCACGCGGUGGCCAAAAAGCAGCUGGAGAAGGAGACGCUGAUGCGCGUGGACCUGGAGAACCGCUGCCAGAGCCUGCAGGAGGAGCUGGACUUCCGCAAGAGUGUCUUCGAGGAGGAGGUGCGGGAGACACGGCGGCGGCAUGAGCGUCGCCUGGUGGAGGUGGACAGCAGCCGGCAGCAGGAGUACGACUUCAAGAUGGCUCAGGCGCUGGAGGAGCUGCGUGCCCAGCACGACGAGCAAGUGCGGCUCUACAAGCUGGAGCUGGAGCAGACCUACCAGGCCAAGCUGGACAACGCCAAGCUGAUCUCUGACCAGAAUGACAAGGCCGCCAGCGCCGCCCGGGAGGAGCUCAAGGAGGCCCUCAUGCGGGUCGAGUCCCUCAGCUACCAGCUGUCCGGCCUCCAGAAGCAGGCGAGUGCAGCUGAGGACCGGAUCCGCGAGCUGGAGGAGACCAUGGCCGGGGAGCGGGACAAGUUCCGGAAGCUGCUGGACGCCAAGGAGCGGGAGAUGACGGAGAUGCGGGAGGUGAUGCAGCAGCAGCUGGCCGAGUACCAGGAGCUGCUGGACGUCAAGCUGGCGCUGGACAUGGAGAUCAACGCCUACCGCAAGCUCCUGGAGGGCGAGGAGGAGAGACUGAAGCUGUCCCCCAGCCCGUCGUCGCGGAUCACCAUCUCGCGGGCCGCCUCGAGCAGCAGCGGCAGCAGCGUGUCCACGGCCGUGCGCUCGGGCCGCAGCAAGCGGAAGCGGCUGGAGGCCGAGGAGUCGCUGGGCUCGGCCUCGAGUGCCAUCGGCUCGGGCAGCAGCAGUGUCAGCAGCUUCCAUCUGGCCCAGCAGGCCUCGGCCUCGGGCAGCGUGAGCAUUGAGGAGAUCGACCUGGAGGGCAAGUUCGUGAGGCUGAAGAACAGCUCGGACAAGGACCAGUCUCUGGGUAACUGGAGGAUCAAGAGGCAGAUUCUGGAGGGGGAGGAGAUUGCCUACAAGUUCACGCCCAAGUACGUGCUGCGGGCCGGCCAGACCGUCACGGUGUGGGCAGCUGGUGCAGGGGUGGCCCACAGCCCCCCUUCGACGCUGGUGUGGAAGAGCCAGAACAGCUGGGGCACAGGCGAGAGCUUGCGGGCAAUCCUGGUCAACGCCGACGGGGAGGAAGUGGCCAUGAGAACGGUGAAGCAGUCCUCGGGGAUGCGGGAGGCGGAGAACGGGGAGGAGGGAGCCGAGGAGGGAGCCGACUUUGGCGAAGAGGAUCUUUUCCACCAACAGGGGGACCCGAGGACCACCUCCCGCGGCUGCCGCGUGAUGUGAAGGGAGCGCCUCAUCGCGCGUCCUUCUUCACCCAGAGCCACUGAACACUAUUUUUCUAUCAUUGGCUUCUUUAGUCCUUAAUACCUUUCUAGAGAAUUUUUAAGCAAACGGACAGAUCACAGGGUGGGUCUCUCUCCCUCCUUCCUGUCGGUGGGCCCCUCCGACCUCGUCCAUCACACUGUCCAGGAGACUUCGGUGCCCCAUUUCACCAUUUGGUUGAAUUCGAGGCCCAGGAACCACAGGGUCAGGGGAGUGGGCUUGGUGGCCGGGGGGAACAGCGUGACCCUGAGUAGGUAUUCAGUAGUAGUGGUUUCUUUUAUUAAGCUUUUUUACCAACCAAAUUCAGAUCCAGGUUCCGACCUGGGGGGUCAGGGGCACCCCUGUCAAUCAUGUCUCAGCUGACCGGAAUUGGCACCGAGGUGCCUGUCGCAGCAGUGGGCAGUCGCAGGUCUGUACUCUGGCCCGUUCCCCCGGGGCUGGUCACAGUUCCCGCCCUGGCAGUGGCAGGCCCCGUGUCUGCCCUCUUGGUCUGGGGCGCUCUGGGGCGGGCCGCCUCCUUCCCUUUCUGGCUGCCUGACCCUGGCGUUUCUGGAGCUUUCUGUAGGCAAGUUCCUCACCCUGCAGGACCAGUGGGGCAGGAGAGAAGGAACCUUGGGGCCCAGGGGCAGUUCCAUUCUAUGACUUGUCACCAGGUAAAUGGUGAGGGGACAAGUUUGACAACCUCAGAAGCAAGCGCCCGCGUUUCUGAACAGUGUCCGUGUGUAGCGAGUGCUCCCGGCAGGAGGAAGGUGGCCACUUCCCGACUCCGCCGUGCGCGGGGCCAAGCCCCGACCUCCGUUUCCAUGUAGAUUCUUCCGCAGACGGCAGCAGCCCAGCUUCUGUCCGGGACAGAGGGACUCCUGGGGGACGGCCCCCAUCACAGCCGCUUCUGCCGCGGCCCCGGCGCCCCCUCCUGCAUUAGCUUCCCGCCUACAUCCUCCCACGUAGAUACACAAAAGUUAUUUUUUUAACGGAUAUUUAUUUUUUUACAUUGGUCAGUACUCAGAUUGCCAGGAUCCUGCUCGGGGGGCUGGUGCCAGGGUCCCCAGGACAGUCCUCCCAGGGGUGGCAUCCCGGGGCCUGUCCUGGUGAGCUCUGAGCCCCCAGAGGGCAAACUCCUUCAGAAAGCGCAGCUCAAGUCUUAAAGACGCAACCCUGAGCCAUGGAGGCGUGCCGGCGCCCACGGGUCACCCUCGGCCCACCCAGAGCCUCACGCCUGCCCUACCCCACAUGCGUCCCAAGCAUCUGGCUUUCCUUAGGAAUUGCUUUAUGGCGAGGAGGGUCAGGCCGGAGCCCCAGGCCAGGGAAGUGCCAGUGGCCCACAGAACACAAGCUCUGCUGCUGCCCUUGUGUCUAGAAUCUGCCAGGAGGGAGCCCCUUACUUUCAGUCCGCAUCUUUCUAGGGCCUCCUUAAGUUGCCAGGCUCCGGGCUGUUUCCCCCAUGGAGGGGAAUGUGUCUCCAGGCCCCGGAGAGUGCUGCCUGUCCUGGCUGGCCACCACCCUGCCCUACCCCCUGGGUAACCUUGCCUUGGAGUGCUUCCAGGGCCCGAGGCUGGGGGCUGCCAUCUCCUCCCGCCCUGGCCUAGCCAGAGCUGGGUGGACACUUGGGGUGCUGGUGAGGUGUGGGGAGGGUGGGGCUUGGUGGCCCCCGGACAUGCAGGAAGUCUGCAGUGGCCCCGACUGCACUCCUGGAUGUAUUUUGGGACUCUGGGGAUCAAAGCUGUGUCCUGGCAUUUGGGUCUGUCUUGCCGUCUGGGCUCGUGGACAGGAAGGAAGGGGAACCCCACCCUCCCCGCAGGCCCAGAUGGCCCCCCUGGUGCCUGCAGAGCCCCCAGGCACGUAGAUAGGGCUUGAUCUCGUGUUACCCCCACCCCACGCUGGUCUGGCUGAGGUCUUGGGUGAAACUGGGAGGUGGCCCAGGCAGCCAUUGGGGUGCCCUUGGCUGUUGGGGGGGAGGGACCGCUGGCCUUGGUGGCUGGUGGGUGACUGGAGGUGGGUGAUGGUUGUUGGUAAUCAAGUGUUCACAAACACGGAGCAGGAAGCUGGGAAGCGAUUUGCACCCGUUAACCAUGCUUAGCUUUAAGCCACGUAAAAUGAUGUGGAAAUGGUCCCCUUGUCUGCACCCCUAUCACGUGAUUGAGUGGCACCCUUCCUGGAGAAAAAGCGGACUCGGCCCAGCCCUGGUGAGGGGGCAGCCUGCCUGCGGGUAUGCAGGGAGGGGCUACACUGACCCAGGUCUACACCGGGGGCCCUUCCCACCAGCCUGGGCCCCCACCUCGGACCCACUCGCUCAGCUACUUUGCUAACAGCGAGGGCCCUGGGUCGGGUUGUCUGGACCGUAAACCCAGCAGUUCUAUUUAUAUUAGCACAUGCCGGUCGGGACUGACAUUCCCCAAGGACGGCAAAGCCACUCAAAAGGUCUUAAGUCGGUCUUGCUGGUGCAGUCGGCCGAGAACCAGUCUGGUCUGGACCCCACGCCGAGAUUGGUUGCUUUUUAAGAUGCAUGCCAAACAGGUGGUCUUUUUCUCCGAUGAUUUGUAAUAUACAUUUUAUGACUGGAAACUUUUUAUACAGCACUCCAAUAAACAGUUUGGUUUUAA